Anopheles merus is the source of this 1829-nucleotide messenger RNA. RefSeq names its product ADP-ribose pyrophosphatase, mitochondrial. The record is from RefSeq and is a predicted model, not a curated record. The transcript has 2 exons. Gene Ontology annotation, molecular function: ADP-ribose diphosphatase activity. The coding region runs from base 7 to 948 and encodes 313 amino acids. Lineage: Eukaryota; Metazoa; Arthropoda; Insecta; Diptera; Culicidae.
AUCCUGAUGGCGGGCCCGGUACGACAAACCGCGUGCAGAUUGCUAUCGGCCGUCGCUGGCAGCGGUAGUAGCGGUGCUGUGUCGGACGAUUGUGUCGGAGCGAUGGCACGGAUCAUACCGGGAAUAUUCAAGCACUCGCGCUGCCGGAACAGCGUCUACCCGCACAGUGACGUCCGGCGGUACCCGGUGCCGGACGAGUCCGUCUUCUGGACGCAAACGUACGCCGACUAUCAGCCACCGGUGCACGAAUCGCCCGUACUCCAAGGGAAAGAGUGGGCCGAUCCGGAUAUUGAUAAUCCUUCAUUCAAACCGAACUGGAACGAGCUGGACGGGAAGGUCAAUCGGGUGAGCUUCAUCGGGGCGUACGAGAUCCGGGACGGGUGCCCGCUCAACCCGUUCGGCCGCACCGGCAUCCGGGGGCGCGGUGUGCUGGGCCGCUGGGGCCCGAACCAUGCGGCCGAUCCGGUCGUAACGCGCUGGAAGCCGGACGGCCCCGAGGGCCACCCGCUGGUGCACCCGGCCAGUGGCAAGCGCGUGCUGCAGAUGUGCGCCAUCGAGCGGCAGGACUGUGGCGAGUGGGCCAUCCCGGGCGGCAUGGUCGACCCGGGCGAGAAGGUAAGCGCGACGCUGCGGCGCGAGUUUCUCGAGGAAACGAUGGACAACGAUGCGGGCGAGAUGGCGGGCGAGGUGGAGCAGUUCUUUGCCGCCGGGACGGAGAUUUACAAGGGCUACGUGGACGAUCCGCGCAACACGGACUGCGCGUGGAUGGAGACGGUGGCGGUGAACUUUCACGACGGGUCGGGCUCGGUCGUGGGCCGCUUCCCGCUGCACGCCGGCGACGAUGCGGCCCAGGUCCGCUGGAUGGACGUCGGCGAGGGGGUGAAGCUGUACGCCAGCCAUUCGAACAUUGUCAAGCGUGUGGUCGAUAUGCUGGAGGCUCACUGGUGAGGGGCGCCGCGCGGGUGAAAAUCGUAACGGAAAAGCGGCAGCAAUGAUUGGCACGCACGGCAAUCGGCACACGGUAGCCUUUUUUGUUGUUAGUGUUUUUCGCGGUGGGAAGGUAACGGUUUGACCUUCGUGCAGUCAUACAGACAGACAGACGGGACAGGCUUUCGCACAAACGAUCACGAAAUAAACGCCAUUUUCGGUUUACUCUACAAUGUUGCACAGGGGUGGGGGAGAGAUUGUUGGCACAAUUGAUGUUGUUUUUUGGUGAUUAAAAUAAUCGUAACAUGUAUUUCUGCCUUCCCAGGAUUUUGUUUUGUUUUCCAUUUUCCCCCGUUUUGUUUUCCUCGCCUCUGCCCCCUUUUUUCGACUCCCUGUUCUUCCUGCGGUUAACUUCUGCAAUGCAGCUCUCGCUUCAAGCUUGCGUUUGGUUUGGAUUAUUUGCACGAGAUUCAUCCAUUUUCGCUUUUUUGUGUUUGUGGGAUAGUAAUAACUUUUUUUAUGAGGGAAAUUCUCACUCACUUCUCUGUCGUUUCAACACGGCCAACAGGAUUGGCUUCUAGAACACAAUCCUAUUAGAGUGAGGUCCAUACACUGUAUCUUCUUCGGUUUAGUAUGCACUGCUGUUACACUAUGUUUUGCUUAUAGGUUUUUUUUUUUAAUUUUCUAGCCAGAUUCUUCCGACGGGUUUAAUAUAGUUGAAGCCCUUCGCGAGCGUUGGUUUGGUUUGAAUGUGAUAAGUUUGAGGAAUAAAUUAAUUAUAGGGAAAUAAAACAUAAUUGAACCGUCCCCAAGCAGAACCUAAUGGCACUUAUCCAGCAUAAUCUAAAUCCCUACCAUACAAUAAUCCUUAAACAUAAGCGUUAAAGCACACAGCAAAAAUA